This is a messenger RNA of Manis javanica (Malayan pangolin), 1135 nucleotides long. The record is from RefSeq and is a predicted model, not a curated record. Lineage: Eukaryota; Metazoa; Chordata; Mammalia; Pholidota; Manidae.
GUGAGCGCGGGCCGCGGGCGACGCUGAGAGACGGGCGAGCCGGGCGCCCGCGCGGCGGGGACGGCCCGCGCCGACAUGCGGAGGCCGGCGGCGCGGGAGCGGGAGAGGGGGCCCGAGCGGGCGCCGGAGCCGCACUCGAAGAGCGAGCGGGGCCCGGAGCGAGGUCCCGCGCCGCGCCGCUGAGGAGCCCGGCCGCUGCCCGCCAGCCUCGGGCCACGGCCACGGACGCGGCGGAGGCCGAGAGCAGCUGGGAACCGUGAGAUUUGAGGCAGUGGGACCUGCCAGCAGGAUGCGGCCUCCCCUUGCAUGUGACACCGAGGGCACCGAGAUGAGCACCUCAGCCGGGCCAUCGGGAGCCCCCGCGUCCCGCUAGCAGGGAGCCUGCUGGGCCGCCAUGGGGCACUAGCCCCGAAAAGCUGCCCGUGACCUCAGGUCUCCACAGACCCGGGAUUCGCACGGCAGCAGAGUCACCGUGGAGAGGCCAGGGUACCACAAACUUAUGGAUUUUGACAAGAAAGGAGGGAAAGGGGAGUCAGAGGAGGGCCGGAGAAUGUCCAAGACCGGCAGCCGGGCCAGCCACGGCGUCCGGAGCUCGGGGACCAGCUCAGGGGUCUUGAUGGUGGGCCCCAACUUCCGGGUCGGGAAGAAGAUCGGCUCUGGCAACUUCGGGGAGCUCCGGCUAGGAAAGAAUCUCUAUACAAAUGAAUACGUAGCAAUCAAAUUGGAGCCCAUCAAGUCCCGGGCGCCACAGCUGCACCUGGAAUACCGUUUCUACAAGCAGCUCAGUGCCGCAGAGGGCGUCCCUCAGGUCUACUACUUCGGCCCGUGCGGGAAGUACAACGCCAUGGUGCUGGAGCUGCUCGGGCCCAGCCUGGAGGACCUGUUCGACCUGUGCGGCCGCACGUUCUCGCUCAAGACUGUGCUCAUGGUCGCCGUCCAGCUGGUGCGGGCGGGCGCGGAGCCUGGGGGCCCGGGAGAGCGUGGGGAGCCUCCAGCCUCCAGGACCUCGAGAAAUAGUGUCCUGAGAAAAGGCCAGCGGAAGCCCCCAGCCCCUGUGUUCUGUUACGGCGGCCCAGUGCAAGGCUGUGACCAGGAAGGCAGCGAUAACCAACAGCCCUACGCGGAAAAAGCCUAA